This is a messenger RNA of Purpureocillium lilacinum, 1263 nucleotides long. RefSeq lists its product as uncharacterized. Gene Ontology annotation, biological process: epoxide metabolic process. NCBI's taxonomy places the organism in Eukaryota, Fungi, Ascomycota, Sordariomycetes, Hypocreales, Ophiocordycipitaceae. The record is from RefSeq and is a predicted model, not a curated record. Gene Ontology annotation, molecular function: epoxide hydrolase activity.
AUGUCACAUCAAAUCCGGCCGUUCAAAAUCGCGGUGCCCGAUGAGGCCAUCGACGCCGUCCGGUCCAAGCUCGCGGAGGCGUCCUUCCCGGAUGAGGUCGACUUCUCCGACGACUGGGAGUACGGCGCCUCGCUGCGCGAUGUGAAGCGGCUGGCCAAGCACUGGGCCGAGGGCUUCGACUGGCGCGCGCAAGAGGCCAAGCUCAACUCGCUGCCGCACUUCAAAACCAGCAUCUUUGUCGACGGGUUCGGCGCGCUCGACAUUCACUUUGUGCACCAGACGAGCAGCAAGCCGGGGAGCAUCCCGCUGUUGUUCUGCCACGGCUGGCCCGGCAGCUUCAUCGAGGUAACCAAGGUCCUGCGACUACUCACCGAGCCCGAGGACGGGCCGUCGUUUCACGUAGUGGCGCCCUCGCUGCCUAACUUUGGCUUCUCCGAGGCACCGUCCAAACGCGGCUUCGGGAUCGCGCAGUACGCCGAAUGCGCACACCGACUGAUGCUACGGCUGGGCUACGACAAGUACGUCACGCAAGGCGGCGACUGGGGCUACUUCAUCACGCGCAUGAUGGGCGUGCUCUACCCAGACCACUGCCUGGCGUCGCACAUCAACUUCCUCUGCGUCAAGCCGACCGUCCCGCGGGGCCUGUGGCUCGCCGUCCAGCACGCCGUGCUGCGAUGGUGGUCGCCCGCGCAAAAGGCAGGCAUCGAGCGCACGAGGUGGUACGUCCGCGAAGGGUCGGGCUACAUGGUGCUGCAGAGCACCAAGCCGUCGACGCUGGGGCUCGCGCUCGCUGACUCGCCCGUCGCGCUGCUAGGCUGGCUGUGGGAGAAGCUGCACGACUGGACGGACGCGUACCCCUGGACUGACGACGAGAUCCUCACCUGGGUGUCGCUAUAUCAGUUCUCCACAGCUGGGCCUGCCGCUAGUGUGCGCAUCUACUACGAGGCGACGCACUCGGCGCGCGAGUCGACGCGUAGGUGCAUCGAGUAUGUCCCGCAUGUGCCGUUGGGUAUCUCGUACUUUCCGCGGGACCUCUUUGCGCUGCCCAAGACGUGGGGGUGGUCGUCGGGGCCGGUUGUCUUUGAGGCUGUGCAUGAGCGCGGGGGGCAUUUUGCAGCGUACGAGUGCCCGGACCAGUUCACCCAGGACUUGAGGACCAUGUUUGGAUCCGGGGGAGGUGCGAAUGCGGUGGCGAGGAAGUUUGAGACUGUCGAGGAGGACAGUGAGUGGGAUGAGGUGGUGUCCUCGAGCGUUCAUCGAUAA